AUGUCAUUUAUAGGUUAUCCACAGCUGAAUUCCAACAAAUCACUAUGGACUCCAUGAAAUAGUUUCUCUAAGAGAGCCUGCACUUCACAGAAGCUUAAACGUACAUUUGGUCAGUCAAGCCCAUCUAAAAGUCCAAACAAUUCUUAUAUAGGCCAAAGCUCCUAUCUAAAUGUCUCUCCUCUGAAUAUUUCUUCGAAAUUUGAUACACCUUCUCCAAUUUCCCUUUCCAAAAAGACCACGAUAUUCCUAAAUAUCCCAUCAUUAAAGCAUGAUUAUGAACUUUUGAAGCCCGUUAGAGCAUUGCAUCGCCCUCGGCGGCAUACUUAUUUAAAGCCAAUUUCUACAACGCCAGACCCAAAAAUUGAUAAAUUUAUUGAAUUUUCUUCAAUAAACACCAAAAAAUCAAUAUCUCUUGUUACACAAAAAAUUCGAAUUGUACACACGUCGCUGAUGGAUUAUCCUAGACAAGGUAAAACACCAAAAAGUAAAGAAAAUAAUUCCAUCUCGAUAGAUGGAAAGAGAAUAAAUAUGCAUUAA
Messenger RNA from Blepharisma stoltei, 537 nucleotides. The record is from the annotation of a GenBank genome assembly. Lineage: Eukaryota; Ciliophora; Heterotrichea; Heterotrichida; Blepharismidae.